AUGUCGUCGCAAACAAAAUGGAGGGAGGAGCAGAUCCUCGUCAUCUGCCCUGGCUCCUCCACAACCAUGGCCCAGCUAGGCUGCAGCGAAUUGACGCCGCCCUCGCAACGCUUUCCGACGCGCAUGUUUAAGGACGAACAGAAUGGGGGUUGGAGGCCAUAUCAUACUUUCAAGAGAAAGAAGAACAACCCAUCGGAGUCUAAUGGAGGCGCGCAGAAUGGAGGUGUUGAUGAUGUCAAGGUUGAGGAAGAGUACGAGGUCGUCGAGGACCCGGACUCCAGUGAGGGCGCGGUGUACCCCAUACGUGGUGGCCGCAUCGUAAACAUGGACGCCUUUCUCGCCUUCAUGGACCACGUCCACAGCAUGCUAACCACAACCUACCACAAUACUCCGAUUACGCUCAUGGCAUCGCCUCAGUGGACGCGCCCCGACUGCGAAGCCAUCGCGCGCUAUGUUUUCGAAAAGACCAAGACCCCGGCACUGUGCCUCAUCCACAGCGGCGUCGCGACACAAUACGGACUGCGGUGGCCUACCAUGACGGUCGUCGACAUCGGCUUCCAGAAGGUGGAUGUGACAUGCAUAUACGAUAACAGGGUUGUGAACCACAAGGAUGUGGGCUUGACAACUCCUGAUAGUACGGAGGAGGCGGCCAUCUCCGGCGGGGAGGUGUUUACCCUCAAGCUCCAGAAGUUGCUCUCGAGCAAGGGCUUCAGCUACGACAUGGCAGAACAGCUGAAGAAGAGUCAGAUCUGCGAGGUUCUGCCGUAUGCGGCGGAUCAGCCUGGGCUGAUGGAGCUUCCUUCGGCGAGUGGAGCAGGCCAGCAGCCUGCCACGGCACCCACGGGUCAACCAGCUGCUCAAGCGGCGGCCGGCACAACGAGCGACGGACCAGUGGGUGCGGAGGGCGAGGAUGGGCCAGCUGGAGAUGAAAAGGGUGCCGAUAAUGACGGCGUUCUUGACAUCGCGAACAUCGUUACGAGCGGUCAAACGAAAGAGUUCCUCGCCAAGAAGGAGAAGGAGAAGCAGGAGAAGGCCAAGGCAGGCAAAAAGGGCAAAGGGCAGGACGCCGCAGAUGCAAACAAGCCCUCACGACUGCCGAACUCGAAGAGGUUGAAAAAUGUUUUCCACUUUGAAGAGAUCACCCAUGAAGAGCCCGCGCCAGCGCCAGCGCCCGCGCCCGUGCCAGUAAAAGCUGUCGAUCAGCCGAAGGAGGAUGUCGUACCGCCUGCCAAUGGUGAGGAGCCGAAAGUGGAGGGAGCACCAACAGGUGAGGCAAACAAGCCGACGGGUGAACAGCCAAGUGGCGAUGCCUUCAAGGUAGACAACUUUUUACCGCCCCCGGACUCGGCAUCCGCACAACCAGCGUCCUCGGAACCGCAACCAAAGCGCAUCAAGAAAGACAUCGAGAUCGGCCUCGAGAGAUUCACCUUUGCGGACCGCGCCGAGAUCGACCGGAUCGUGGCAACCAUCUACCAGGCCGUGCAGGAGAUUGGCGACAUGUACAUGCGGCCCGGCUGCUGGGACAACAUCGUGUUUGUGGGCAACGGCAGCCGCAUCCGCGGGUUGAAAGACAACAUCCUACAGACCCUGACGUCGCGACACUUGAUUUCGCCCAGCAGCGCGACAAUGUUUACAUCGGAGCUACCUUCUAAUGUGGCGACUCCCGCCGGAACAGGGUCGCAGACACCAACGGGCAGCUUCACAGGCCCGCCACACACAAUGCCCACGGGUGCCUCGUCGGGGGUCAACCCGUUGCUGCAGGCUGCCACGACGGCGGCGUCGCUGCAACAAACACCUCACCCAGGCGUGUCUACCCCAGGCGGCGCGCCGGGUUCUACGUCGGGUGACGGGUCUGCUCCGCACAUGUCGCACCACUUCCACAGCCAGACGCCGACGUCGAUCAAGCUGGCGGCAAUGCCGACGUACCUGGCCGAGUGGACGAAACAUGGGUUCGAGGAGGCCAUGUUCCUGGGCUCGCUGGUGGCCGCACGCCUGGUAUUCUGUGUGCAUAACUUGGAUGCGCAAGGGCUGGAGGCGCAGAGGUCCAUGAGCCUGCACCGUGUGGAUUUCAAUGAGCUUGGUCCUAAGGCUAUCAGGACGCAUUCCAUGCUGGGCUGA
This is a messenger RNA of Diaporthe amygdali, 2118 nucleotides long. RefSeq lists its product as uncharacterized. NCBI's taxonomy places the organism in Eukaryota, Fungi, Ascomycota, Sordariomycetes, Diaporthales, Diaporthaceae. The coding region runs from base 1 to 2118 and encodes 705 amino acids. The record is from RefSeq and is a predicted model, not a curated record. The transcript is spliced from 3 exons.